AACAAAAAAAAAACUUGAGAGAAGAAGAGUAGAACAUCGUCUUCCGUGUUGAUAAUAUGACUGAUCUGAACUGAUAACCUCUUUUUAAGGCUGUUUGACAGCACGCUGUUGUUCAGGAUGCUGCUGGUUCUGUCUGAAGACCAUAAAGAACACCUCUCCUUCCUGCCUAAGGUCGACACAGCAGUGGUUGCAGAAUUUGGUCGCAUAGCACUAGAGUUCCUACGGAAAGGCACCAGCACCAGGAUCUAUGAGGGAGCUGCCAGAAAGCUGUGUGUUCCUGUGGAGAUGGUGCAGCAUGGAGUUGAGGGCCUGAUGUUUUUGAUGACUGAGAGCUCCAAACACAUGAUCUCUGAAGUGGAUUUCCUGGAUUCGGUGUUGGUUUUGGGGUUUGGGGAAGAGCUUAACCAGUUACUGUUACAGCUCUACCUACAGCACCACAGUCAGAUUCGCAGCGUCCUAAGUCAGCUACCUACAAACGUGCCUGCAUAUCAAAACCUUGAAUGGAGACUGGAUGUACAGUUGGGGAGUCGUGCAGUCCGUCAUCAGGUCGUUCCCAAGCUGACAAUGCGUCUUCUCCUGACAAGUGGCUGUGACGGCACAAGUGAUCAAAGCAGCAGGAUUCUCCAGACAGACCCUAGCACCCUCCUUCACCUCAUCUCCACAUUGGAGGUUGCUCUGGCUGCCAUAAAAACCAGUCAUGCUCGUCGCAUAUUACGCAACAUUAAAUAACCCUCAGAGACAUUUGAAGUGUAACAAGGGUGCCUUUUGCCAACUCAAAAACAUCACAUCAUCACUUUGUACCUGGAAAAUAGCAAGUAUUGUUCUCUUUAUUCUAGUGUUGUUGUUUUUUUUUGUCUGGAUGUUAAAACUAGGUUUUUGCCCAUCUGGCUGCCAAAUGCUCCUCACUGUCACCCUUUGAGUUAUGAUAUCUACCAAAUUUGAUUAAUUGUUGUUUAUCAACUUUCUACAGUGGAACUGAUAUUGAAUUAAAGUGUUUGGCAGAGAUGAAA
Notolabrus celidotus (New Zealand spotty) is the source of this 1010-nucleotide messenger RNA. It is a transcript of the gene commd2, whose product is annotated as COMM domain containing 2. The transcript has 6 exons. The record is from RefSeq and is a predicted model, not a curated record. The coding region runs from base 118 to 729 and encodes 203 amino acids. Lineage: Eukaryota; Metazoa; Chordata; Actinopteri; Labriformes; Labridae.